AUGUCGCACCCCGACGCCGCCGAGGCGAACAAUGACCACCUCCCGCCCAACCUGUCCAACCUGGGGUCGCUGUUCCCCACGAACGCCGAGUUCCUCCCCGAGCACGCCGACGCACUGCUCGAGAGCGCGAUCGAGGCGGCGCCGCCCGACGAGCCAGCUCCCGCUCCAGCUCCAGUAAUCGAGCCCGAGAUUCACGACGCAGUGCCAGAGCUAGGCGUCGACCUGGAUCCCGAGCUCGACAAGGACGCCGAGGCCGAGGCAGACGACACGCCGCGCCGCCCGCGCAAGGUCGACCCCUCCGCGCUCGAGGUCACCUCGUCCGCGCUGCGGGCCGAGAACGAGCGCCUGAGGAGAAUUAUCCUCGCGAUGGAGGGCGGGGCAGUCGUUGACAGCCUCGAAGGCGACCUGCUGCCACAGCAUACCCUGCGCGAGCUCGCCUCCGCUGCCGUCAGCGAAGCUGAGCUCGCGAGUUUCGGCUUCGAGAGCCUCCAGCAGCACUUGGACCAACAGAGACCCGAGGACGCUGUGGCGGCGGUCGAGGCCGCCGCGCAGCAGGCCGCGCAGAACUUUGCGCUCGCCCCCGCUACUGAGGCUGCCGCCUCGCCCGCCGACUUUCUAUAUGGCCUCACUGCGCGCGUCGCGCCCUCUCGAACUCCCGCCUUUCCAGCAGACUACGAGUCGGACCCGUUCAAGGUUGCGGCUGCGGCGCUGCACGCCGAGAUUGAAGCCACGCGCGCCGCGAUCGCCGAGCAGGAGGCGCAGAUUGCGGCGUGCAAGGCUGGUUCUGCGCCGCCGCCUGCCGACAGCGCCAAUGUGCCGGGCGACCUUGCACGGACGAUCGCCGCCGUCGACUCGGACCGGCGCAAAACCGCCGUGCUGCGCGACAUUGCUUCCCGACUCCAGGCGAGCAGGGACGACAUCCAGCGCGAGAUUGUCGACCGCAAGGCCGAGCUCGCGCUGCUGGCGCUGGACGACGCGGACGCCGAGGACGCAGAGGAUGCGCAGCGCGGCGCGCUCGUCGAGGUACGCUCGUACGUCGAGGGCCUGAUCAAGAUGUACAAGGAGACGGGGACGCUUCCGCCCGCGCCGCUGCCACCACUGUCGCUGCUUGUCCGCGCGGAGGCGCUACAGCCCCCGCCGUCGAGCCUGCCGAAGAAGCGCGGCCGCCCCGCGCGCGCAACGCAGAAGGCGUCCGUGGUCCCCAUGGCGCUGGCGCACCUCGUGCCCGACCCCGAGGCGGUGCGUGACCGCGAGCAGAACACGCCUAUCCGCCGCAAGGGCGUCAAGCGCAACAAGGUCGAGCUGGAGCGCGAGAAGCAGCGCGAGGAGGAGGAGGGGGAGAUGUUGCGGAGCCUGGCGGGGAUCGGGGUCUGGGCGAGAGAGGGGUACGUCAACGAGGUGUAG
Vanrija pseudolonga is the source of this 1404-nucleotide messenger RNA. RefSeq lists its product as uncharacterized. The record is from RefSeq and is a predicted model, not a curated record. Lineage: Eukaryota; Fungi; Basidiomycota; Tremellomycetes; Trichosporonales; Trichosporonaceae. Bases 1 to 1404 code for a protein of 467 amino acids. The transcript has a single exon.